AAAUUUUCCGUUUAUCUUCCCUUUCCCACGACUUCCAACCCCACACUCGAAACCCUAAUACCACCAAUUCCCAAACUCCACUUCACUAAAUCCCCUCUCUCUCUCUCUCUCUCCCCUCCGCAUCACACAAAUAUCUCUCUCUCUUUUUCCAACAACGCCUCGAACCCGGGUUUCUCAGACCACACCGAACCCACCGACGCACAAAUGCUCGGCGGUUUAUACGGCGAUCUCCCCCCACCUUCCUCCACCGAUGAAGAAAACCGCACGCCCAACAACUCAUCCAACGUCUGGUCCAGCAGCGCCAAGAUGGCCCCUUCCACGCUCCGCAAACCCGCUUUCCCCCCGCCCCAAACCCUCCUCAAACCCCAGCUCAAGCCCAAGCCGCCGCCGCCGAAGACAGUGACUUUGUCUGCCCCGACCCCGGACGACGGCGGCCGGAGCCUCGUGGGGGUCACGUCCACGGUUGUCGAGGAGUACGACCCGGCCCGGCCGAACGACUACGAGGAGUACAGGAGGGAGAAGAAGAGGAAGGCGGCCGAGGCGGAGGCGACGAGGGAGUUGGAGCGGAGGCGGCGGGAGGAGGAGGAGAGGGAGAGGGAAAGAAGAGAGAGGGAGGCUGCAGCCGCGGUCACAGAGAGGGAGAAGAGGGAGAGGGAGAGCGUUAAGAUAUCGGGGGAGGAAGCGUGGAAGAGAAGGGCGGCGAUGGGCGGGGCCAUGGCAGUGCCGCCGCGGUCGCCUUCGCCGCCAGGGUCGGGUGGGGACGGGUUUGCGAUAGGGAAGUCGGAGUCGGGCGGUUUGGGGAUCGGUGCGGGCGGGCAGAUGAGCGCCGCGCAGAGGAUGAUGGCGAAGAUGGGGUGGAAGGAAGGACAGGGGCUGGGGAAGCAGGAGCAGGGGAUUACUACUCCGUUGGUGGCUAAGAAGACGGAUAGGAGAGCCGGGGUUAUCAUCAACGCGAGCGAGAAGAAGGUCAAGUUUACACCUACUCGGGUUUUGUUGCUCAGAAACAUGGUGGGCCCUGGCGAGGUAGAUGAUGAGCUAGAAGACGAAGUUGGAUCCGAAUGUGCCAAGUAUGGGAUUGUGACAAAGGUCCUCAUCUUCGAGAUUACCGAGCCAAAUUUCCCAUCCGAUGAGGCAGUUAGAAUAUUUGUGCAGUUUGAGAGAGCCGAAGAAACAACCAAAGCGGUUGUUGAUCUUGAAGGCCGUUUCUUCGGGGGUAGAGUGGUCAAAGCUACUUUCUAUGAUGAGGAGAAAUUUAAUAAGAACGAGUUGGCUCCGAUGCCUGGGGAAAUCCCUGGUUUCUAAAUUCCAGGAGUAAGCUCCAGAUGUGAGUCAUAUUUGGCAAUCUUCAGAAUCCUCGGUAGGCAUGUACUUGAACUUUUUCUUGACACAGGAAAUUUUAGAAGGAUUGUUAGUGGCAUUUUUACUUGGGAGCAACGUUUGGGUGGGUUUUUAAACUUGCAAGGAUGGAGUUUAUUCUCUCUCAUCAUUCGUGUAAAAAAUGUGUAGAACUAAGCCUAGUGCAAACUGUGGCUAUGUUGUGAAGAAUUGGUUGGUUGUGUCAAUUUAACCCAAUAGAACAAUGUGACAUUGUGAUUUUUUUUUUUUCAUCGUGAAAUUGUUUGACAAUUGAAUAAAGUGAAAUGAAAUCAAUGGUCAUUCUCUUGAUGCCUCA
Rhododendron vialii is the source of this 1672-nucleotide messenger RNA. RefSeq names its product DNA-damage-repair/toleration protein DRT111, chloroplastic. The record is from RefSeq and is a predicted model, not a curated record. Gene Ontology annotation, cellular component: precatalytic spliceosome. NCBI's taxonomy places the organism in Eukaryota, Viridiplantae, Streptophyta, Magnoliopsida, Ericales, Ericaceae. The coding region runs from base 205 to 1302 and encodes 365 amino acids. Gene Ontology annotation, biological process: mRNA cis splicing, via spliceosome. Gene Ontology annotation, molecular function: RNA binding. The transcript is spliced from 2 exons.